UUGCUCCAAUUUCAGACGGAUUCUUCAUCCCAAAUUGAAAACUCGUUCAUUGAUCUCGAGAACGCGAACGACAACAUUCGUCGUCAAGCACUCGAUGAUAUUGAAAAUCUAAGCACAGGGGUUCCAAAAGAACAGUUCAUCAGCAUUUACCGAAGACUUCUCAGCUAUUUUAAGAUAUGUCCCACAAAUUCCUCUUUUGCUGUACAACUUGGAAAGCGUAUUUGGGAAAAGUUAACAGAAAAAGGAUCAUAUUUUAACUGCAAUGAAUUGCUGAAAAUGUUUUUGGAUAUCAUUGGUUUCAAAAUAGAAAGGGCUGACAUUUCUUCACUCAGCGAAUAUCUAGUGACGGAUUUUUCAUCCCAAAUUGAAAAAUCGUUCAUUGAUCUCGAGAACGCGAACGACAAUAUUCGUCGUCAAGCACUCGAUGAUAUUGAAAAUCUAAGCACAGGGGUUCCAAAAGAACACAGGGAAGAAAUAGUGGAGGGGUGUGUCCUCGCACUUCUUGACUCCAUUAUUUCGCAGAUAGAGAAGAGCCGAUAUGCUGAAGACCACUACGUGAAGGCGCAGGUAGAAAGGGAGGCUGAGCGUCUUCGUGUAAAUAUGGCAUUCAUUGAGGCUUUGCUUUCAAGACAUAGAGCGAAAGCAGGCCAAAUUAUGAGCGAAUCUGCAGAGUACCUGUUCAAUGACCAUCGAAAUCGCGAUCCCCUCCUUUGGGCUGAUUAUUUGGGAGCAAGUGAAUGGAGAGGAAAGGUGGACAUUAAUUAG
Messenger RNA from Rodentolepis nana, 765 nucleotides. NCBI's taxonomy places the organism in Eukaryota, Metazoa, Platyhelminthes, Cestoda, Cyclophyllidea, Hymenolepididae. The record is from the annotation of a GenBank genome assembly.